Messenger RNA from Lodderomyces elongisporus, 1500 nucleotides. Its product is annotated as Gti1/Pac2 family protein. The transcript has a single exon. Lineage: Eukaryota; Fungi; Ascomycota; Pichiomycetes; Serinales; Debaryomycetaceae. The record is from RefSeq and is a predicted model, not a curated record. Bases 1 to 1500 code for a protein of 499 amino acids. Gene Ontology annotation, molecular function: DNA binding.
AUGGCCAAUGCCCCAUCCAGACUGCGAACCUCAACAACAACAGCAACCAUACCGUCGCACCAUCAGCGAAUAAAAACUCCAUCAGGAACUCCAACGGCAUCGGGAACACCUACAGCAAACGCAACACCAGCAAUCAAUACUUCGGAACAGGACCUCGCAGCCCACUCAAACCAAAUAAUCUCAUACAAUGGUCGGAUCAAGACAACUCAAGAUGCCCUUUUGCUCCUUGAGGCUUGCAGACAAGCCAUAAUUCCCGUCAUACAUCGCAGGCUCACCAACUUUGAGCGACUAAAGUUUAUCAAACCAAACACCAUCUUUAUCUGGAAUGAAAGUCAAUGUGGAAUGAAGAGAUGGACAGAUGGAAAACUUUGGUCACCGUCAAAAGUGCAUAACGGAAAUUUCCUCAUCUACAAGGAGUUGAAUAAGUUUAAUCAGAACUUGGAAGUCAAUGGAUUGAUCAAACAAAGCUUCUCCUUGACCACUAAAGAUGACCAAAAAUACCACAUCAUCUCGUACUAUCUAAACCCAUCAGCCACCGAUAACAACAACAACAACAAUAAUAAUAGCAAUAGUAAUAGCAACAGCAAUGGCGUGUUUGGCGAGUUGGAAGAUAUAGACUCAGAUAUCAAAACCCCGUCAAAAGAUCCACAGUUUGCUCACUUGAAACUCUCAAUUGAUUACUAUCCAGGAACAAUGUUGCAGAGUGUUUAUAAUCUGAACUUUAUACGAGAACCAGGUAUUGCCAGCAAUAACAAUUACCAAAAAACGCAGCACUACCAACAACAAGCACAGCGGUUUCAACAUCUAAGAGGUCGUCUGAUGCUGCCUGGUAUUGUAAAUCCAACCCCACAAAUAGCUAGCAACCAACAUAGUCAGCUGCUACACCUGUUGAUGAACCCACAUGAACAAAAGAAUUUACAUUCACACGUGCAACUGGUUCCACCACAACUACCGCAGCCAUUUUCACCACCACCACCACCACCACCAUUACAACAACAACAACAACAAUCACAGCAACAUUUGCAAGCACUACUGCAUCUGCUUCCAUCGCAAGGAUUAAACACCUCGGGUUCUCCACCUCCACCAUCGAUUCAAUUUCAAACUGGACAAUCUCACUACACACAGCUAAAUAAUCAUCCAGCAUCGAUAACAGCAGCACAACCAGCAGCACAGCCACCAACGUCUACAGCUUCACAGCCCCACGCUCUACCUGUACCAGCAACCACUGUUGUUGCUAAUCUGCCUAUGCCACAAACUGCAACCACUUCCGGAACAUCAUCGCGAAUGCACGAACGACCUGCAUCGCCAAUUACAACAUCUUUAAUCCAUAAAAACGAAGAAAACUUGCAGCAGCCACAACAAAGGAUAGAGUAUAGAAACAAUAUUAAUUUACCACUUCCAACACAUUUACCAAAAUCUAUCUCCAAAUUGCACAGCACUUCAGUCGAAGAUUGUGAUUUAAGAGUAGUCGAUGUUUUAAAUAAACGGUGGAUGAAAUAG